CCUGGCCCGUGAUUGCUCGCCCAAGGAACGGGUGCCAGUAUUGUCUGUCAGUAGCUUUACUCUUUCCUUCUCAUAGACACAAACUACCAUGGAGCCCGUCUACCGAGAGGAUAAACCCAACCCAAUGGCAACUGCCAAUAUAUUCUCUAAAGUCUUUUUCUGUUGGUUAAACCCACUGUUUCGCAUUGGAUACAAAAGGAGAUUAGAAGAAAGUGAUUUGUACAAAGUGCUUCCAGAAGAUGGUUCUGAGAGAUUAGGAGAAGAACUGCAAAGGCAUUGGGAUGAAGAAGUCCGGAAAGCACAAAAACAAGCUCGAGUUCCCCAUCUUACAAAAGCCAUUUUGAAAUGUUUCUGGAAAUCAUAUAUCAUUUUAGGUGCAUUCACAUUUUUAGAGGAAACGAUCAGAAUUGUUCAGCCUAUCAUAUUAGGAAAAGUUAUUAAUUAUUUUGAAAACUACAAUCCAGAUGAUAUGGAGGCUUACAAAGUUGCCUUUGGCUAUGCUGCUGGUAUAUCACUUUGUAAUCUAUUUCUAGCAAUUCUGCAUCAUUUGUAUUUCUUUCAUGUACAAAGGAGUGGGAUGAAACUAAGAGUAGCAAUGUGCCAUAUGAUUUAUAAAAAGGCACUUCAUCUCAGCAACGUUGCAUUGGCAAAAACAACAACAGGUCAGAUAGUGAACCUGUUGUCAAAUGAUGUUAAUAAGUUUGAUCAGGUAACCAUAUUCCUGCAUUUUCUAUGGGUUGGACCGUUGCAGGCAAUUGCAGUGGUAGCACUACUCUGGCAAGAAAUAGGGCCAUCUUGCCUGGCUGGAAUGGUUAUACUACUUAUCCUGAUGCCUACACAGACGAUUUUUGGAAAGUGGUUUUCGGAACUGAGAGGCAAAACUGCAAUACUGACAGAUAACAGAAUUCGUAUAAUGAAUGAAGUUAUAUCAGGAAUGCGAGUCAUCAAGAUGUAUGCAUGGGAAACACCCUUUUCAAAUUUAAUUGCUCAAGAAAGAAUGAAGGAGAUUGCCAAGGUUCUGCGAAGUUCUUAUCUACGUGCCUUGAACAUGGCCUCAUUCUUUAUUGCUAGCAAGAUGAUAUUGUUUUUUACAUUCCUGGCGUACGUGCUACUUGGCAACACUAUAACAGCAAGUCGUGUGUUUGUCACAGUUUCAUUGUACAGUGCUGUGAGACUCACAGUCACCCUGUUCUUCCCAGCAGCUAUUCAGACAGCUUCUGAGGGAUUAAUCAGCAUAAGAAGGAUAAAGGGAUUCUUGAUCCUCGAAGAAAUUAAAAAGCCCAAUGAGGGUGUGCAGAACAGUGAAAAGAAUAAUUCAAUCCAUGUACAAGAUCUCACGUGCUUUUGGGACAAGACAAUAGAAACUCCAUCACUGCAACAUAUUAGUUUCUCCCUCAAACCAGGGGAGCUUGUGGCUGUGAUAGGACCUGUGGGUUCUGGCAAAUCUUCCAUUCUUGCUGCAAUUCUUGGUGAACUUGCAAAUGAAAAUGGGAUCUUGGACAUCAAAGGUAAAAUAGCUUACUGUGCUCAACAGCCAUGGGUGUUUCCUGGUACAGUGCGGAGCAACAUCCUAUUUGGCAAAGAAUAUCAAAGAACAAAAUAUGAAAAGAUCGUUACAGCUUGUGCUCUGAAGAGAGAUUUGGAACUGCUUCAGGAUGGUGACCUGACUCAAAUUGGAGAUCGUGGAGUCACACUCAGUGGAGGACAAAAAGCUCGAAUUAAUUUGGCUAGAUCUGUGUAUCAGGAUGCUGAUAUCUACUUGCUUGAUGACCCCCUCAGUGCCGUCGAUGCUGAAGUUGGGAGACACAUUUUUGAACGGUGUAUUACUGGUGUUUUGAAAAAUAAGCCUCGUAUUCUGGUGACACAUCAACUCCAAUAUUUAAGUGCUGCUGACCAGAUUCUGAUAUUGAGAGCGGGCCAGGUGGUUAGAAAAGGAAAUUUCAAGCAACUUUUAAAUGCUGGAGUUGACUUUUCCUCUCUGCUAAAACAAGAUGAAGAGGACGAACAGACAGAUUCCCAUUCUGCCACAAAAAUAACUAAAGAACGCACACUUUCACAGACCUCCAAUUUGUCUUUGAGUUCCUCAACACAGUCUCACAAAGAAGGUUCAUUUGAAUUACCGGGGGAGUCUGUACUCUCGGCAACACCAGAGGAGAGUCGCUCUGAAGGAUCAAUUGGCUUUAACAUUUACAAGAAGUAUUUUCUAGCAGGUGCUAAUGGUUUUAUACUGAUGGUUGCCAUCAUUCUCAAUUUGGUGACACAAGUGUCUUAUGUACUUCAGGAUUGGUGGCUAUCUUACUGGGCAACAAGUCAAGAGCAACUGAAUACGACUCAAAUAAGUAGUCAGAAUAACACAAUGCAACAGCUGGAUGUUAACUUUUACUUGGGAAUAUAUGCAGGUUUAACAAUAGCUGUGAUACUUUUUGGAAUUACCCGAAGUUUGGUCAUUUUCAAUGUGUUGGUGAAUGCAUCACAGGAGUUGCAUAACAGAAUGGUUGCAUGCAUAAUAAGAGCUCCUAUUUUAUUCUUUGAUAGAAAUCCAAUUGGUCGAAUCUUAAACCGUUUUUCAAAAGACAUUGGCCACUUGGAUGACUUGCUGCCUUAUACUUGCAUGGACUUUUUACAGACUUGUCUGCAGAUAUUGGGUGUGGUAGCUGUAGCAGUAGCUGUCAUUCCAUGGAUACUUAUUCCAAUCAUUCCACUUGUCAUUGUUUUUUUUUUCCUCCGGCGCUAUUACUUGAAAACAUCACGUGACAUUAAACGCAUGGAAUCAAGCACUCGAAGUCCAGUUUUCUCCCAUCUAUCUUCGUCCCUUCAAGGAAUUUGGACGAUUCGUGCUACAAAAACAGAGCAACAGUUUCAAGCAAAAUUUGAUGAACAUCAGGAUCUUCAUUCAGAGACAUGGUUUCUUUUUCUGUCGACUUCACGGUGGCUUGCUGUUCGCUUAGAUGCACUUUGUGCAGUUUUUGUUAGUAUUGUUGCUUUUGGAUCUAUAAUAAUUGCCAACCAGCUAGAUGCAGGACAGGUUGGAUUGGCUCUGUCGUAUGCUAUCACACUAAUGGGCAUGUUCCAAUGGGGAGUGCGACAAAGUGCUGAAGUUGAAAAUCUGAUGACUUCAGUGGAGCGAGUGCUGGACUACACUGAGCUUGAAAGUGAAGCACCAUGGGAAUCAUACAAGCCCCCACCCAAUGGCUGGCCGCACCAUGGAGUCAUUGUCUUUGAAAAAGUUAACUUUGGCUACAGUCCAGAUUGUGAGCCUAUUCUAAAGGACCUAAAUCUAGCAAUCAGAUCCAAAGAAAAGAUUGGGCUUGUUGGAAGGACAGGUGCUGGAAAGAGUUCGCUAAUCUCAGCUUUGUUUCGCCUUGCUGAACCAGAAGGGAAAAUCAUCAUUGAUGGCCUUGUGACCUCGGAACUAGGUUUACAUGACCUGCGAAAUAGCAUGUCCAUCAUUCCACAGGACCCAGUUUUAUUUACUGGUACCGUAAGAAAGAAUCUGGAUCCCUUUGAUGAGCACAGUGAUGAAGCACUAUGGAAUACAUUGGAAGAGGUGCAGCUAAAGGAGGUGGUCGAAGAACUGCCAAAUAAGAUGAUGACAGAACUUGCCGAAGCUGGUUCCAAUUUCAGCGUUGGACAAAGACAACUUGUAUGCCUUGCCAGAGCAGUUCUCAGGAAAAGUAAAAUACUUAUCAUCGAUGAAGCAACAGCAAAUGUGGAUCCUCGAACGGAUGAAUUAAUUCAGAAGACAAUUCGAGAGAAGUUUGAACAGUGUACAGUGCUGACAAUCGCUCAUCGGCUUAAUACAAUUAUUGACAGUGAUAGAAUUCUGGUGCUGGAAGCAGGAAGAGUUGCAGAGUACGCAGAGCCCUAUGUUCUUCUAGAGAACAAAGAUGGUUUAUUCUACAAGAUGGUGCAACACUUGGGCAAGGCUGAAGCAAUUGCUAUGACAAAAACAGCUCAAGAGAUAUAUUUGAAAAGGAAAUCUGCAGAAGGAACAUACACUGACCAAAUAUUAGCCAAUGGUUUGGCAAUUGUAUCGCCUAACAAUGUUGACUUUGAGACAUCAUUAUGAGCAGAAGAAGGAGUACAGAGUGGAACAUCUGCAUCUAACAGUAGAAGAAUACUUACAUCCUGAUGUUUCACAGGAAAUAUCAAUUUUCUUAAAUAAACAUGGUUUGGAGAAUGGAUAAUAAUUUGCACCAAAAGCUUUGACAUAUCCAUUACUGGACCUGAUUACAUUAGAUACUAUCAUAUUAAAUAUUGAACUUGAAAUCAACAAAUACCCACUUAUUCUGUGUCUGAAAUAGACUCCUGUUUUCAAAAAGGUAUCAGGUGCACCAAACAUAUUUAGAAGAAAUUAAUGAUAUAAAAAUUUGGGAGGGAGAAAAUUUCCCUUCAAUUGUUGAAGUGCGUUAAUUCCAUGAUUAGUAGUUAUCACGGCAGACCAGGAGGACCGAGUCAAGUUUGCAAAGAUUUUGAAGGGGCCUACUAUUGUAUUUUGUCCCUGAACAGCCCUCUGAAUAAAUUGCAAUAUAAUUGAUGCUAAGGUCAAACACUGAACUCAUGCCUAAAUUAUUCAGUAUGCCUGUUCCAUUAAUUCACUUUAUGCAGGCAAUAGAUAUUAUACACGUACUUCAUGUUACUUGUCUCAUGAAAAGUAAAGUUUACCAAAUAAAAUUUGUUCUUUGAUCAUUUCUCACAGUUUUCAGAAGCAACUAAAAGCUUGUUUAAUUGGCAAGUUAACUUAAAACAAGUCUACAAAUUGGGGGUUUUAAUUUCAGAAGAUUUAGCUGGAGGUGAGUCAGUUUAAUAGAAAAUUCUACAUUUGUAGCAAUGUGUCUAAAACUGAAAUUAAUUGUACACCGAAGGUGAUUCUUUUGGGAGGGUGCUUACCGUGAAAACCUGCUAAAGGCUGGAAUGACCAAAACUGAAGUGAUAAUGGAGCAUUAAACCUUAAUACUUGGCUUAGAUUGAGUCAGGCUAUAUGUCCUCCUGACAGUUAUUCCUUGAAUAUUUCAACUUGAAUGUAUUAGUAAUCUUAAAAAAAAACCUGCAUUGCUAUUUACUAAUAACAAUACUAGUUACACUAGUACAGUGAGCCUUCAACUGGAAGAGAUUUCUACAUUUUUAAGUACUUGGUGCCUUAGUAGCAAUAAAAGUUACCACAGUUGUGAAAAUACAUGGACCACAUUUCACUGUUCUUUAGUAUAGUGGAAAUUAGCCUUUGUCAAAACAUAUGAGAUAAAGUAAUGAAGUGUGAUAAGGAACCUUGCUAUAAUAUCUUGCCAUGAAGUUCAUGAUAUCCUUCCUUUAAAUAAUAUUGAAUUUAUUUCCCAAAUUCCAUUGUUGUACCUUAUGCUGUAGAAGAGAAAAGGUUAAUAAGCUACAGAAAUUGCUGGAAAAACUCAAGCAGAUCUGCAACAUCUGCAGAGAGAAAUCAGUUAAUGUUUUGGGUCUAGUGACCCUUCUUCAGAACUGUUCUGAAGAAGGGUCAAUGGACCCAAAAGGGUAACUGAUUUCUCUCCACAGAUGUUGCUAGACCUUCUUGAGAUUUUCCAGCAAUUUCUGUUUUUUGUUUGCGGUCCAGCAUCGGCAGUCCUUUCAGCAGGUUUUCGGGUUAAUGAGCUGAAUUUGUGUAGGAUGAUAAUAUGAGGUUUGGUUAAACAGAAAACUAUUUCAGCAGUUUCACCAAUGCCUUCAAAUGGUAUCAUUUUUACAUUUAGAUAUUUAAGAAUAAUAAAUUAAUUGAAACGUCAAGGAAAAUGUUAUGCUAAUCAGUUUAAAUCCUGUUUGAAGUGGAUGCUGAUUCAUAUGAAUGUUUGUUUUCAUUGCUCAGGGUUAUGAGUCCAAAGAUGCUUUGAUUAAGAUUUCAAGCCAUUGUUGAUUUCUGUAACUUUGUAUGGGUUGAUGCUGACAGCAUUUGGGUCCUUCCUGAAAAAAUAACUAGGAAUAUAUGAAUAUUAAAUACAAAAAGCAACUAGUAAAGCACUGAAAAAUCAUUAUCAAAGGAGUAUAUGCUUUGUAACAAGAGCUAUUUUCCUACAUACAAAACUGAAUCUUUGUACAUGCUGGAUUUUGCAGGUGGUUAGACUUAAGUCAGAAGCAAUCGAUCAGUUGUGAUCAAACCAACUUGCCCCACUCCUAUAUUAACUCAGGAAAGGUGAUGAAUAUGUAUGUGUUAAAUUAAAAGUUGAUUUAUGACUAUUUGCAAGGCAUUUUAAACUUUAUAUUCUGAAACUCCAUUUAUAUAGUUGCUUUUAUUUGGUUUUAUUGAAUUUUUCACUUUGUACACAAGGUGUAAGCUGCAAAUUAUUGCUGAUCUAAAAUUGACCAAGGAAUGAAAUGCAUUUGUAAAAUGGCCUUAUCUCAUCAAAGAGUUUUACACACAUUUUUAGAAUAAAUAAGUAGUUAACUUUCUCUUUUGAA
Messenger RNA from Rhincodon typus (whale shark), 6423 nucleotides. RefSeq names its product ATP-binding cassette, sub-family C (CFTR/MRP), member 4 (gene abcc4). Gene Ontology annotation, molecular function: ATP binding; ABC-type transporter activity; ATP hydrolysis activity. Gene Ontology annotation, cellular component: plasma membrane. The record is from RefSeq and is a predicted model, not a curated record. The coding region runs from base 89 to 4069 and encodes 1326 amino acids. The transcript is spliced from 31 exons. Gene Ontology annotation, biological process: transmembrane transport. NCBI's taxonomy places the organism in Eukaryota, Metazoa, Chordata, Chondrichthyes, Orectolobiformes, Rhincodontidae.